UCAGUCGGUGCUGGGGGCUGUAGCGGGAGCAGAGUGCUAGGACUAUUUCCAUGCAAUGUCUUUGUAGUUACAUGUCUAUUACUAUGUGGAUUGACUGAUUAAUCAUCAAAACUAGCUUAAAAGGCAAAGACUUACUGAAAAAGACGGUUACAUUUUUGCAGGCAUAAUUUCUAAGAAAUGGAUCCCAUAAGGAAGUGGACCCCUAAACAAGUUGUCGAUUGGAUGAGAGGCCUGGACGACAGCCUACAGCAGUAUGUCCCGUACUUUGAGCGGGAGAAGAUUGACGGGGAGCAGCUGUUGAAGAUCUCCCACCAGGACCUCCUAGAGCUGGGGAUGACCAGGAUCGGACACCAGGAACUGGUGCUGGAGGCUGUCGACCUGCUCUGUGCUCUGAACUACGGGGUGGAGACAGACGACCUGAAGACUCUGGUGGGUCGUAUGAGAGCGGCGUCCAACAACCUCCAGAACUCAGCGUCUGAGCGCAGGAAGAACCCGUCGUACGAGAGGCAAAACUCCCACAAACCCCCCAACGACUUCCUCACUGCCGUGGUGGAGCUAAUCGGAGCCGCCAAGAGUCUGCUGGCCUGGCUGGACAGGACUCCUUUGACAGGGAUCAGUGACUUCACCUCCACUAAGAACCGGAUCAUUCAGCUGUGUCUGGAGCUCACCUCCACUGUUCAGAAGGACUGCACAGUUUAUGAGAUGGAGGAGAAGAUACUACAAGUAUCUGUGGCUCUGAACGUAAUCUGUGAGCAGACAAUGAGGAUGACCUCCGACCCUCAGAAGAGUCAGUCGGCCUGUCUGGAGGAGGUCCACAUCACCAACGUCAGACCUGGAGAAGGACUGGGGAUGUAUAUCAAAUCCACCUACGACGGGCUUCACGUCAUCACUGGAACCACAGAACAUUCUCCGGCAGACAGAACACACAGGAUCCAUGCUGGAGACGAGGUCAUCCAGGUCAACAAGCAGACAGUGGUGGGCUGGCAGCUGAAGAACCUGGUGGGUAAGCUGAAGGCGGACACCGCCGGCGUUAGUCUGGUGGUGAAGAAGAGGCCCUCGGGUACCUGUAGCUUCACCCCGGCCCCCCUAAAGAACAUGCGCUGGAGGCCCCCCCUGGUGCAGAGUGCCCCCAGUAUGCCCAAGAUCCAGUCUCCAAAACAUGCCCCCUCUGAAGCCCUCAUGAAGAAAGAGAAGCAGACCAAUCUGGACCUGUUUAUCCCUCCUCCCCCCACUGUCCCAUACACCCCACGGGAUGGGAAGUCUAAAGUGAGUGUGAAGGUCCAACUGAGACCAAAGGGUUCUCAGUCUCCUAACUCCUUCCUGGAUGAGGGUAGACGACGCUUCACCAUCGCAGACUAUGACAACAAGAUCAAAGUCUGUCCUCCCCCUGAGCCCAACAUCCAACCAGCCCCAGUAGCCCGCCUGAGACAACGGACCUCCACAAGGGGUAAACAGCGGCCCCUGUCCAUGCCUGUCGACUCGUGUUUGGGCAUGUCGGAUUCGUCCUCCAGACCCUGGCCUCAAGGGAGGAAAGGAGAGGACAUCCUCCACAGAUACCUGAGUAACGAGCGGAUCGCCACCAUCUCUGAGGAGGCCCCGUACUUUCCCCUACCCUACAGACCCCUGGAGGGGCGGUCUGGCCAGCUGAUCCAUGGCGUCGACCACAUUAGGGGCUCCCAGUGCUUCAUCAAUGCUGACCUGCACAACAGCACCACCAUCCCAUACCGGGAGGCAUCAUCCAAAAAUUCAUCAGCUACGACUGUGAUCCCUGCUGCUGCUACUCCCAAAGAUCCUCCUUCGGAACCCACUUCGAUCCUGGGGGGCUGGCUAGCCCGCCUCAGACUGCUGAGUCAUUGACGAGUGCCUCGACCCAGUGGAACAUGUCGUCGCCCCCCCCACCGUGCCUUUACCUUGCUAUCGUCGAAUAAUGGUCUGGCUACUCUACUCAGUAUUCCGAUUUACAGGUACCAAACCUGGAACAUUCUGUUGGAACUUGGAGCGCUAAGCAGCCUUUGGAAGCUCUGACGGAAGAUCUUGCUUAAUUUCAACACCACAUAAUGUAGUGGUAGACCAUUUGGUUGGAUCUCUUGCUACAUUUGUACUCCUCGGGGUGACACAUUUUUCGUUUAGAUUCAAAAUGCUGACAGAUUCUGACAGUGUUCCAUCUUUUGUGGAGGGAUUAAAGAAAAUGCCAAGUAUAAAGAAGUAUUAUAGAAAACAGUGGAGCUUCUGUUUCUGCUCAUUCUCCUUAUCAUGAGAAGGAUUAUAAUUCAGGUUUAGGAAACGUUUGCCUUGCUUCUGUAGGUGAACUCUCCUAUGUGUAAACUGUUAAGUUAUUUAGUUUGUGUCUGUCUAGAGACUUCUUGUAAAUAUGUUUCGAUCUUUUUCAGAAGUUGAUUUGAUUUCAGUUGGAAGUUGAUAUAGAUACAAUGCCUAUCAUUUUUACUGGAGCUAGUGUGCUUCUCUCUUCAUAGUGUUCCAUGUUAUUAUGCGCUGGAAAUGACUGCCAGAGUUGGCCUUUUUUUAAGCUAUCGUGUGUCCAGUGCUGUAACAAACCGUGUCAGUGUGUGUGUGUGUGUGUGUGUGUGUGUGUGUGUGUGUGUGUGUGUGUGUGUGUGUGUGUGUGUGUGUGUGUGUGUGUGUGUGUGUGUGUGUGUGUGUGUGUGUGUGUGUGUGUGUGUGUGUGUGUGUGUGUGUGUGUGUGUGUGUGUGUGUGAGUGAGUGAGUGAGCGUCAGUGCGUGCAUAUUUUUGCGAAGUUCAGGUAACAUUUUUAAAAAAACGUGUAACUACUUUAUCUCACUAACUGGUCCUCAAUAAAGCUGGGGUGAACAUUGAUGUGUUUCUACACUUACAGGGGGCACUGUUUUGAAGCCACCGCACCUCCAUCUUGGCAUUCCACCUCCUUUGUAAAAAAUAUUUAGGAAGAUAUGGAAAUGCAUUUAUUAAUGUCUACAUGUGGUUUUUACCACAUUUAUUAUAUUACAGACACCUUAACGCAGACGUCUAAAUUAUAUUGUAGGACCUAAACAUAGAAAUAAAACAUUGAAACAUUGUAUUUUUUUAUACUUAAUUAAAUACAGUGCCUUGGUCCUUGAAACCUUUAAUUGCAAUACUGUAGAAUUCCGCCAAUUCCUAUGGAGGACUGUGCCUACUGGGGAGUGCCAAUAUGGCCGAAUGGUGGCUUCAAAGACUCUCAAUAGCCAAUACAUAGAAAACUCAAUCCAGGGUUUGUAUACAUCAUUGGGUGUGACUCACUGUGAAACCAUAACAUGAUGUCAUGACCAGGAAGACAGUGCCUUAGCAAGAGUAACCAUACAUACUAAACAUAUGGAGCUGUGAAGCUUGUCUUAAAGGAGGAAAUCAGUGUGGUAAUUCCAAUAAAUGGGUCUCUUUAAUAUAUUUCUGCACCAUAGGAACAAGUUUUACGCAUAAAUGUCUAGCAACUCACAAGACUUUGCAAGUGCUUUGCAAUAUGAAUACCUCUGUAAUAGUUUCAAAACUAUAAUAAAAACGUGCAAUUCACUUUU
Oncorhynchus keta (chum salmon) is the source of this 3528-nucleotide messenger RNA. Its product is annotated as connector enhancer of kinase suppressor of ras 3-like. The transcript is spliced from 13 exons. Gene Ontology annotation, biological process: regulation of signal transduction. Gene Ontology annotation, cellular component: cytoplasm; membrane. The coding region runs from base 178 to 1857 and encodes 559 amino acids. The record is from RefSeq and is a predicted model, not a curated record. Gene Ontology annotation, molecular function: protein binding. Lineage: Eukaryota; Metazoa; Chordata; Actinopteri; Salmoniformes; Salmonidae.